AUGUCCUUCACGCCUCCGAAAACUUACAAGGCCUUUGCCUUCCUCGAGCGUGGUGGCGACCUCCACGAAGUGCAGGUCGACUGGAAAGACCCCGCACCGGGCGAGGUCGUCGUGAAGGUGCUAGCGUGUGGCGUGUGCGCGAGCGACGAGAUCACCAAGCAGGGCUGGUUCGCUUCUACUGUAUACCCUCGCAUCCCAGGACACGAGAUCGUCGGCGACGUCGUUGCAAUCCCACCAGGGGAGACACACUGGAAGGUUGGAGACCGUGUCGGUGCAGGCUGGCACAGUGGCCAAUGCCAAUCGUGUGCUCACUGCCGCAGAGGCGACUUUUGCGGCUGUCAUACAUCUGCGGUGCCUAACGGUGUCGGCAGGGAUGGUGGAUAUGCAGAGUACGCACAUUUGAGGUCGGAGGCGCUGGCUGCUAUCCCGAAGGACAUCAACCCCGCGGAAGCUGCUCCUCUGCUGUGCGCUGGCGUUACCACCUUCAACUCGCUCCGAAACAUGGGCUGCACACCACCAGAUAUCGUCGCCAUCCAGGGUAUCGGAGGCCUGGGUCACCUUGGCAUCCAGUUCGCGCGCCAAAUGGGCUUCCGUACCAUCGCGCUCUCGACGACCACGGACAAGAAGGAGCUCGCGCUCAAGCUGGGGGCGCACGACUUUAUCGCCGGCACGGGCGCAGAGCAGGCCGAGGCUCUCCAGAAGCUCGGCGGCGCCAAGUGCAUCAUGGCCACCGCGCCCAACAUGCAGGCGAUGACGGAGCUCCUCGGUGGCCUCACUUACGGCGGCGAGCUGCUCGUCCUCGCGCUCACAACCGAGACCUUCGAGGUCCCCGUCGUUCCGCUCGUCGCGAAGAGGCUGAGCAUUCGUGGAUGGCCGGUUGGUUCGGCGCAGGACAGUGAGGACACUAUCGCGUUCGCGAAGGCGCAGGGUGUCAAGACCAUGAUCGAAACGUUCCCGCUCGACAAGGCCCCGGAGGCGUUCAAUCGUCGGGCCUCCGCGCGAUUCCGCGCUGUGAUUGUGCCCUAG
This is a messenger RNA of Laetiporus sulphureus 93-53, 1026 nucleotides long. Its product is annotated as GroES-like protein. The record is from RefSeq and is a predicted model, not a curated record. NCBI's taxonomy places the organism in Eukaryota, Fungi, Basidiomycota, Agaricomycetes, Polyporales, Laetiporaceae. The transcript has 6 exons. Gene Ontology annotation, molecular function: oxidoreductase activity. The coding region runs from base 1 to 1026 and encodes 341 amino acids.